Molecule: messenger RNA, 900 nt
Organism: Hordeum vulgare subsp. vulgare (domesticated barley)
Lineage: Eukaryota; Viridiplantae; Streptophyta; Magnoliopsida; Poales; Poaceae
Product: 60S ribosomal protein L19-3-like
Exons: 5
Coding region: 88-702 (204 amino acids)
Biological process (GO): translation
Cellular component (GO): ribosome; cytosolic large ribosomal subunit
Molecular function (GO): RNA binding; structural constituent of ribosome
Source: RefSeq, a predicted model, not a curated record
CCUUGUACCCCCUGCGCCUCCACCGCAGCCACACACCACAGGUAGGGGAGGGAGGAGAGAAGAGGAAGCCGAGACGCAGCGGCGGAGAUGGUUUCCCUGAAGCUGCAGAAGCGGCUCGCCUCGAGCGUGCUUAAGUGCGGCAAGGGCAAGGUCUGGCUCGACCCCAAUGAGGUCAACGAGAUCUCCAUGGCCAACUCUCGCCAGAACAUUCGAAAGUUGGUGAAGGAUGGCUUCAUCAUCAAGAAGCCCCAAAAGAUCCACUCAAGGUCCCGUGCACGCAGAGCCCACGAGGCAAAACAGAAGGGCCGCCAUUCUGGAUAUGGUAAGCGCAGGGGUACAAGGGAGGCUAGGCUUCCCACCAAGAUUCUGUGGAUGAGGAGGAUGCGCGUGCUCAGACGCCUGCUCCGCAAGUACCGUGAAGCAAAGAAGAUCGACAAGCACAUGUACCAUGACAUGUACUUGAAGGUCAAGGGUAACAUGUUCAAGAACAAGCGUGUGCUUAUGGAAAGCAUUCACAAGUCAAAGGCUGAGAAGGCUAGAGAGAAGACGCUCUCUGACCAGUUUGAGGCUAAGCGUGCCAAGAGCAAGGCAAGCCGUGAAAGAAAGAUUGCCAGGAGGGAGGAGAGGCUUGCUCAGGGCCCAAGGGACCAUUCAGCAGCUCCUGCUCAACCUGCAGCGGCACCAAAGAAGUCAAAGAAGUGAAGAUCUGACGUUUAAGCUUUCUGUUUACUCGGUGAAAUCAGUUUGGUCUUAUCUAAAUUUUCAAGUAUGAACUGUUUUGUUCAGUCUGGAUACCCUGGAUACUAUGUUUAAGUAUCUUUGUUAUCCCAGAUACCCUGGAUACUAUGUUUCAUGCUACUGGAUGUAGUAUUAGAUGCUUAUGCAAAGUUCCUUCUGAAA